UGUGCAUCCGGUCUUACUACCGACUUCUCUACUAUACAUCGACGUCACUUCGGCCCGCAAAAGGAAUACGUACCAUUCGUUGUACCUUUGCCGGUUUCUACUAUAUAUCUCUCCUUCGGAGCCUCAAUUGUUCUCUUGUCAGUUCAAUAAGUCAAAAUGGGAAAAGUUCUUCUCGUCCUCUACGAUGGUGGCAUCCACGCCGAGCAGGAGCCUCAGCUUCUCGGAACCACCGAGAACGAGCUAGGUAUCAGGAAGUGGAUUGAAGAGCAAGGCCACGAGCUCGUCACCACCUCCAACAAGGAGGGUGAGAACUCCGAGUUCGACAAGCACCUUGUCGACGCAGAGGUCAUCAUCACGACACCUUUCCACCCAGGUUACCUUACCGCCGAGCGUCUGGCCAAGGCUAAGAACCUGAAGCUUGCCGUUACUGCUGGUAUUGGAUCUGACCACGUCGACCUCAAUGCCGCGAACAAGACCAACGGCGGCAUCACCGUCGCCGAGGUUACUGGCUCCAACGUCGUCUCCGUCGCCGAGCACGUCGUCAUGACCAUCCUGACCCUCGUCCGCAACUUCGUCCCCGCCCACGAGCAGAUCGCCAAGGGUGAGUGGAACGUCGCUGAGGUCGCCAAGAACGAGUACGAUCUCGAGAACAAGGUUGUCGGUACCGUCGCUGUUGGCCGUAUCGGUGAGCGUGUGCUCCGCCGUCUCAAGCCCUUCGACUGCAAGGAGCUCCUUUACUUCGACUACCAGCCUCUGUCCCCCGAGAAGGAGAAGGAGAUUGGCUGCCGUCGUGUUGAGAACCUCGAGGAGAUGUUGGCUCAGUGCGAUGUUGUCACCAUCAACUGCCCUCUCCACGAGAAGACCCGCGGUCUCUUCAACAAGGACCUCAUCUCCAAGAUGAAGAAGGGCUCAUGGUUGGUUAACACCGCCCGUGGUGCCAUUGUCGUCAAGGAGGACGUUGCCCAGGCUCUCAAGGACGGCCACCUCCGUGGAUACGGUGGUGAUGUCUGGUUCCCCCAGCCCGCACCCAAGGACCACCCGCUCCGCUACGCCCAGAACCCAUGGGGCGGCGGCAAUGCCAUGGUUCCCCACAUGUCCGGUACCUCGAUCGAUGCCCAGAAGCGCUACGCCGACGGCACCAAGGCUAUCCUCGACGAGUACUUCUCCGGCCGCGAGAACUACAGGCCCGAGGACUUGAUUGUCCACAAGGGAGACUACGCCACCAAGGCGUACGGUCAGCGCAAGUAGAAGAAGCAGCCUUCUUUCUCAACUUGGUGUCCUUUUUGAGCGAUUUCGCACGAAUUUCCUUGGUACUUGUUGGGCGCUGGAUGGGUAUUCCCGCCUACCUAUGUAUAUGAAUAUAUCCCACUUGAACUCCAAUUCCCAAUAUCCUGAAGUCUAAAUUACGCCGGUGAUGUGAUGCAUACGCAAGUGAUCAAAUUGAAGGUAAACGAUGUGAAGGGUAUUAUGCAGAUCAUCGGUGUCGCGAUAGGGACCGCCGCCUCUCGUCUUCGUGCUCAUCCUCGCUGUCAUCCUUGAAGCCUUCCUCUAGCUCACGCCCCAAGCGCCUCUC
Molecule: messenger RNA, 1573 nt
Organism: Alternaria alternata
Lineage: Eukaryota; Fungi; Ascomycota; Dothideomycetes; Pleosporales; Pleosporaceae
Product: formate dehydrogenase
Exons: 7
Coding region: 157-1248 (363 amino acids)
Cellular component (GO): cytosol
Molecular function (GO): formate dehydrogenase (NAD+) activity; oxidoreductase activity, acting on the CH-OH group of donors, NAD or NADP as acceptor; NAD binding
Source: RefSeq, a predicted model, not a curated record